Molecule: messenger RNA, 2904 nt
Organism: Exaiptasia diaphana
Lineage: Eukaryota; Metazoa; Cnidaria; Anthozoa; Actiniaria; Aiptasiidae
Product: synaptotagmin-1
Exons: 5
Coding region: 1566-2420 (284 amino acids)
Source: RefSeq, a predicted model, not a curated record
AGAUAUUGCAUUAUCAGAACGAAAGGUUACUGAUCCAAGGAGCCAUCCCAAAAAUUGCUAGUGCUUUACACUCAAUCGUGACAAAGACAAAAGACAGGAACUUUCAAGAAAGAUGCAAGCACAAAACUGAGGUCAGCGAUCUAGAGGAAUUACCGAAGAAAGUUGAGGACAAAUUAUGGGAAAUAGCUAGUUGCAGGCUUGGGACUUCGCUUUCUCUAAAUCACGAUGAAAAACUUGAUCAAGUUGUCCCACAGAACCAUGACAACCAAAUAAUUGGAAACAAACUAAAAGAACAAGCCUCGAAAAAGCGAGAGUGCAAAGCUAGUUGUUUACAUGAGAUUCAUGCAUGCAGUGAUUUGGUAUCUUUGAAUAUUGACUACUGUGACAAACCUCAUGGUGAUGACUUUUACAAGGAAGAACAACRAAGAAAUGAAAAGUUCAAUAAAACCUCUCACAUCUUAAACACAUGUGAUACACCAAGAUUAACUCAAACCAAAGCUAUUAACUAUGUCCAAACUGAGCAUUCUCCCAUUUAUAGUCUACAUGGCACAAGACAAAGUGAAGUAUAUUGUGAUGAAGAUGAUUGGCUAAGUCAGUUUACACAGGAUUGCUACUGGUUAAAUAAAACUCUUCAAGCUGAUACAGCACAUGUGAAAUCUUUACCUGCUAAAAUAGACCUGGUUCAACCAAUAGACAAUAAUGGAAGUACACUAACUAAAGAAACACAAAAUGGAUUGUUAUGCCUAAAUUUGUAUCCURCAGAAAAUGAUAGAGAGGAUGCAUUAACAGGCAAAAAUAGUGAGGCAGCAUGUACAUCACCUACAAAAAUUCAAGAAACAUUUUAUGUAAAUAACUAUUCCAGCCCGAAAGGAUCUCCAAUCGAAAAAAACUUGAAUGGUGAUAUCCAAGUAGAAACUAUGCAUGCAGCUAGGAUGACUACUAARAAUCAUGAAUAUUGUAACAUGACAAAAAAGAUACCAAAUGAGUGUGGACUGUCAUUACAAGACAGAAAGACUUUGAUAGAUGAUUUUGAUGCGUUAGAGGAUCUUUUUGAUGGUUAAUUYAUUAUUUGAUUUUAUUGGAUUAUCCAGCUUCUAGCUCCACUUUUGAUUAUGACUUUAUAGCAAAAGAUUGAUUGAAUGCUAUAAACAAUGUGAAGAUGACAUGCGUCACUUCAUUUAUGAAUAGAAAAUGUCGCUUGAUCAAAAUACACCCAGUGAAGAUUGCGUUACAGCGUUACCAAAGAAGCCUGAAAUUAGCAUAUUGUCAGUAAAGUCACGCUUGAACACGUAGGUGAUGACGUCUGUGGUAAUUUCAGCUCGAUUGAAAUUCAAAUUCAGUAGUUGAACAUCCCGUUGGCAAAUAUUGUGAGGCUUUAGAAAGUGUUCAAACUUUUAAACGUUUCUUCAGUUUGACUGAUAUGAUUUUGGAAGCUACAGUGCCCUGCAAAUCUUGAUGUGUAGUCAAAGGAAAAUCUAAGUUCAUCCCGAUCUAGUAGACCAUGAUCUGCGAAUUGUUAUUGGAAUGCCACGACUUAUAAAUAUAGGUUGAUUAAAGCAAGAAUCAUGGGAUUCGGGUACAUACCCGCUUUGUCGUUUCUUGGUUUAAUUUUAAUUCUUCUUCUUGGACUGUUGGCCAUGUACUAUUGCCUUUCCAAGGACCUCUGUCCUUGYGCACAGACCGAGCAAAACAAAGCUGGUUAUGAAGAACUUCAAAUAGGCGAAGAAAACGAGGGAAUGGAUGACUAUGAGGACUCGGUUAUACAAAAACGAAAGUCUUAUCCACAGUCGCCUCAAGUUAGUCAUAAAGAAGGCUCGCAUCGGUCGCCACAAAGUGAAAGGGGUGCAUAUACUUCUGAUGGUGAAGUUGAUAGCAAAAAAAGUUUACCAAGGCCCGCUGUGUCAGCGUAUGGUGAUAUUCAGGGUACUAAUUACCUUGCAUUACAGGACUUAACCGAUGGAGGCUCAAUAAGGAGUACGGGAACUGCUAAAGGUAGCACUGCAAAUGCAGUGUACAUGGGAAAGGUAUUUCUUAUGGCAGAAUUUUUCCCUGAUGUUGGACGAGUAGGAUUUUCGAUUGUCGAAGCACAAGAUAUUCCUCCUAAAAGCAAGGGGGGUGCCAGCCAUGCCAAGUUUCACGUUGUCCUUCUCCCGGACAAAAAGCAGCGGUUUAAAACCAAGUCAGUUAAAACACCGAAUCCUGUAUUCAAAGAGACAUAUGUAUUUGAUCGACUCACAAGAGAAGAUUUAUUUAGACUCGCAGUGCGUAUGCGUUUGUAUGGACAGAGCGCCGUCUCCAAGGAAAAAUUUAUUGGUGAAGUGAGUGUUCAGUUGGCUGACUUAGCUCAUGCACAGAAUCAUCGACUAGAAWCAUGGAGAGAUAUCCUGCGUCCGGCCACUCCGGGGUCCAUGACGCCAUGACGAAAACACUAUAAUAACUUGCCAGUGGUGUCGCUAAAACUGUAAACAAUGAUUUACAGAAAACAAAGAAUAUUUAAUUCAAACACUUUGAUUAUAUGCACCGAUUAAGAGRCGAAUAACGACCCUGAUUAACUGAUAUCAAAUACAAAUAAUACGAUAAGUAAUGUAACUCACGUUUUAAUCAGUGAAGGUAGCUUUCAAUCGGUUAGGUUGGCUUAUGGAAACUUCCGAUAGCAGGGAAUGCUCGAAACGUAAGUGGCUUUUUUGCAACACGAACGCGCAUAGGCAAGAGCAAGCGUCCCUUGUAUUUAGUUAUAAUGUAUGAUAGAAUUUAGAUAAAAUUUAUGAUAAAAUUUAGUGUAAUGUAUGRUAGCUCUAUUUUUGUAUGGUUUACUUGUAAUAAACAUCAUUACAUACAUUACUAAGUAUCGUUACUGAACGUUGUCUUCCCAAAGACCACAAUGUAUGUUAUGUUUAUCAUUUA